UUAAAAAAAAAAAGGUUUCUCCUUUUUUUCACAUACUUGAUCACUGUUCCCGCAGACCAGGAAACAAAAGCCCCCCAUCUCCAAAGAAGCAGAAAGGAGAGCUUUCAUUCUACCGGAAAAAAAUAGUACUUUCAGUUUACUGUUAUAAUAAUCUCUCUCACAAUCACUCUCCAAGUGGAAGAAAGUAAAAUAAAAUUGAAAACUUGUGUAGUUUCAACAAGUAGAGCGAGCAUGAAGGGCCAUGAAUCAAAGAUGCCAAGAAUGGAGGAUAUUCUUAACCUUCCGGUGCAAGAUCCUCCUUGCACAGAGUUCUCUGCUGCUGACAUAAAAUGGGUAAAAGUAGAGGGUGGUCGCCAAGGUGGUGAUGAUAUUGCUCUAAUACCUUUUGCUAGAGUAGAUGAUUUUGUAAAAGGGGAGUCUUCUAAUGCAGAAUGUCCUGCUAGUUUCCGUAUUGAGUCAAGGAGGAAGAGAUCUGAAGGAAGUAUCAGCAAACCAAGGGUCGAUGGAUAUCUUGAGUAUACACUAUACUGGUGUUCAUAUGGUCCUGAAGAUUACCGAGAUAGUGAGUCUGGUCUUGGGGAUGUCUCAAAUUUCAAACCUGCCACAGGGAAGGGAAGCAGACCAGGUAGACGCCACAUGAUGAGAGGUUGCCUUUGCCACUUUACUGUAAAACGCUUGUACACCCGUCCCCUCCUUGCCCUUAUAAUUUAUAAUCAAAGAAAACAUGUGGAUAAAACGGGGGCCCCUUGUCAUGGGAUACUUGAUCAGGAUGCUGUGGGAACAAGAGCUAUGUAUGCUCCAAGAAUCUCCGAGGAAUUACGCCAGAAGGUGAUGUCUAUGCUUUAUGUUGGAAUAUCUUUGGACAACAUAAUUCAGCAUCAUAUGGAGGUGGUCCAAGAGCACGGGGGCCCGCACAACCGAGAUGAUUUUCUCACACGAAAUGAUGUUCGUAACAUUGAAAGAGUUAUUCGUAAUACUUCACAUGAACUUCAUAUUGAUGAUGAAUGCAGUGUAAAGGUAUGGGUACAAAGGCAUCAAAAGCAUGUUUUUUACUUCCAAGAUGCUUCUGGUUCAGAACCAUUUCUUUUGGGGAUACAGACAGAUUGGCAGCUGCAACAGAUGCUUCAUUAUGGACAUAAUGGUUCAAUAACUUCUCAUUCUACGUUUGGCUCAAAAAAACUUAAGUAUCCCCUAUCCACAUUACUCGUCUUUGACUCAUCCCAAAAUGCAAUUCCUAUUGCGUGGGUUAUUACCUCCUCUUUGAUUGGUCAAGAUAGUCAUAAAUGGAUAGGUUCGCUUGCUGAAAGAAUCCGAACAAAGGACCCUAGAUGGAGACUCAAUGCCUUUUUAGUAGAUGACCCUUCUUUUGGGAUUUCAGUCGUAAGAGAUGCUUUCCAGUGCCGGGUUCUAUUGUGUGUCUGGCAUGUUCGCCGUUCUUGGAUAAGGAAUCUUUUAAAGAAGUGCUGCAACAUUGAUGUGCAGCGAGAGAUGUUUAAGCACUUGGGCUGGAUUUUAUAUUCCUCCAGAAGUGGGCCAAAUGUGAUGGAUGCAGUUGAAGAAUUCUUGGAAAUAUUUGUUGAUCAAUCUGCUUUUAUGGAUUAUUUCAAGAGCCGAUGGUUACCAUACAUGGAGAUGUGGGUUGGUGGCAUUAGGUCACUUCCUGUUGUUGGUCCAGAGCCCCAUGCUGCCAUUGAAUCUUAUCACCUAAGAUUGAAGUACAAGCUUUUUAAGGAGCAACAUGCUAAUUUCUGGCCUAGAAUUGACUGGUUGAUCCAUAGUUUGACCACUGAAUUUCACUCCUUAUAUUGGUUAGAUCAAUACACCAUAGAAACAGGAUAUCUUCCAAAUAUUAGAGACGAAUCUUUCUCAAGUAAUGCUUGGUAUCAGGCCUUACACAUACCAGAUGUUGAUGUCAUAUUGGACGAGCAGAACCUCCAGUUGGCAAAGGUCAUCUCGCAAACAGAUAGAAACCUGGCUUAUGCAAUUUGGAAUCCUGGUUCAGAAUUUUCCCUCUGUGAUUGCCACUUGUCAAGUCAGGGAAAUCUCUGUAAGCAUGUCAUUAAGGUGGCUAUGAUAUGUAAAAACCGGCAGGUUGCAAGGCCACUAUUGGCAGCUCAAAUUUAUAGGCAGACCUUGCUUAGUCUUCUGCAUAAUCCCCCAGAUGAUCCUGUAGUUCUUGAUCAUGCUAUUUCAUCUGCAACUCGCUUGCAACAGGAUAUCAAAGGCUUGGAAGACUUGUCUAACAGUGGGCUACUUCAGCAAUUGCCUUCUGAGAUUAACUCUCAAAUAGCAGAUAAUGCUCUCUUUUUUGCACGUUCUCACUGAUUAGACCAUCUAAAAAGCAAUUUAAUAAAACAACACUUUAUCUGAGGCUGUGGAGUUACUAGUAUCUUCUGACAAUCUAGCUUCUGAUUGAGUCAGAAUGUAUUUAACCAUGCUUGGAAAAGCAAUAUAAAGUUUUAAAUUGAUGGCAUUCAAACACCCCUACUUGAGGUCCUUAGCUGUUCAGCUGCCAAGGUCAAUAUUCUUCUCAGUUCUCCUUUCCCAGAACAGUGAACAUAAAAUGGAGGAUCCUUGACGAAAUAUGUUUAUUUUAGAAUUUCACUCGGAUCUUCUUACAGUAAGGACUAGAUUUACUUUUUCUUCUACUGAAGUUAUCUAAACAAAUAGUAUAAUCUUUGUGUCUGUAGUCUUUUAUCGUGGAUUUGAUCAGAAAAGCAUAUGAAAGGCUUGGGGGUAUUGUAGAGCAGCUUUCUCAAGUGUAAUAUGACAAACUUGCUGCUGAUUGGAGAUAUUCACUUCAACAUAUGAAAGCACGUGAUACAUGGAUGUCAACCAUCUAUUAAUCCUGUUACAUACGAUUUUGAUGCGGGUCGUCUUCAUAUUUAUAGAUGGUCAAGCAACAAAAUCUGGCCAUACCAGUAAUUAUAAAGUAGGUAUCGUUUAGCCUGUAACAGUUUGCAGCCUCAAAGUCUCCUGUUUCCAUGCAUGGUGGUGCAGCUGAAAGUCCUGGCGCACGGGCUAGCUAUAUCUUGCCGUGGUAGUUGAUAGUGUUGUCAGUGAAGGUUAGGUAAUGUCUUUAUUGAGUUUGAUUGCACUUGUAUGUAUGGCCUUAUCUUCUGCAUCGUUGCUCUCUAGGAGAAUCAUGGACUAGCAACGGUUGCGUGGUAGGUUAACUUAUCUCCUCCCCUGCGAUGACAAUCUGCCUCUUCCAUUAGGCGUAUAAGAAAAACAAAAGGAGGUCCUGGCAAAGUUGUGUUUGUAGGUUAUACAUUAAUAUGGUGAUAUACACUUACUUUCUCAAGGUAGUUUUCAAAUAAUCAGCAUUACAAGAUUGCAAAUUAUCAGGAGUAAUGUUGAUUCAAUUGUCAAGUUCGUAUACCAACAAAGACAGCUGGAUCAUGUAAUUUUAUGAGGUGAGACUUGAGAGGAUGAAAGCCACCUGCUCUAAAUGAAUUUUUACUCAGCAUUAACCAUUGGUUAUUUGCAGAUCCUCUUUAUCAUCUACUAUACCAUCGUUUCAGAGAACAGAGAAGCAUGGUUUAUUGGAAUUCUAAAAAGGUUUCUGCAUUCCGGUGACAUUUCAGACUUACUCCAGAAUUAGUUGCAAAACCAUGAAUAACCGAAGCACAAAUCUGAAAUUGAAUAAAAAUGCUGCUACAAAUCUACAAUAGCAGAAAUUCGAGGGGGGGGUUUUUUUUUUUUUCUUAAUCUCCCCUAAGGCUUCAGCUAAGCAUGAUAAGAAUCAGAAAUAAACCGACAAAACAGUAGCAAAUCUGAUGCUGCUACCGUCUGAAUCUGCUUGUCAUGAAACCAUCAUAGCUAAAAAUAAAUCUCAUCCUUACAAUUACAAUUUCCUGCAACCUACAUUCUCUAACAACAAAAAAAAAAAAAAAAACCAAAUACACCCUGACAAUUCAAAUAAUCCUGGGAAAAAACGUUCUCCUCACAAUUCUCUUCUCAACAGCUACUUUCUUCAAUUUUUAGCUUGACAAAAACCAUUUCCAUGACAGCUGCAAUGACGUGAUCAUAGUCUUUCGUCUUCUUCUUUGCAUUUUGAUGAGGACUCAGUGGCAACUAAUAAUAAAC
Durio zibethinus is the source of this 4089-nucleotide messenger RNA. The record is from RefSeq and is a predicted model, not a curated record. Lineage: Eukaryota; Viridiplantae; Streptophyta; Magnoliopsida; Malvales; Malvaceae.